UCUGCAUCUCCAUUCAUCAUGGCGGUCAUUGAUCUCGUGCCCCAAGGGACCGCCUAUGGUCUACUCAUUGGCCUGGGGGUCCUCUUCUGCGGGGUGAUUUUAGUGGCCAUCAAGAUCCAGCGAGCUUAUCUGGCCGAGGACUCAGCGACAUCCGAGAUGUUUAUGGUCGCCAACCGCUCGGUUGGCACAGGGUUAACGGCCUCUGCUGUUUUCUCCUCCUGGAUGUGGAUUAACGAGACGGUGCUGUCCGCCGCAAUGUGCUAUCGCUAUGGACUGGCGGUUCCUCUGUGGUGGGGCUCUGGUCUCUGCUUCCAGAUUGCAUUGAUGGCCGCCCUGGGGGUCAUGGCCAAGAUCCGCGUGCCCUAUGCCCAUACAUCCCUGGAGAUCAUCCGCAUGCGAUACGGAUGGGUGGGCCACAUUAUUUACAUGAUUCUCAACCUGACCAACAAUGUGUUUGGCUGUGCGUCGAUGAUCUUGACUGGGUCGCAACUGAUCCACGGGGUCUCGGGCAUGAAUUUUGUCGCUGCGACUAUCCUGAUUCCGCUGGGAGUGGUGCUUUAUACCGCUGUCGGUGGACUCAAGGCGACUUUCCUGACCGACUUUCUCCACACGACAGUCGCGUUGAUUCUGAUCAUUUACUUCACUCUUUCCGUCUUAACCCACGAGGCUGUUGGCGGCUUGACCGGCCUCUACGACAAAGUCGUCGCUACUGCUAGCGAAAAUUACAUAUCGGGCAAUUUUGAGGGCUCACUUCUCACCAUGAAAUCCAAAGAUGCCAUCAUCUGGGGCUUGAUCUUGAAGUUUGGCAACCUCGCCCUGGUGGUCAUGCCGCAGGAUACUGCAUUCUGGCAGAAGUCAUUUGCCAGCGAGGUCAACUCCACUGUUCCCGCCUACAACCUGGCAGCUGUCGCCGUCUUCGGCAUACCGUGGGGUCUGGGGACGGUGAUCGGACUAUCGGCGCGGGCCUUGCAUAACACGCCUAUCUUCCCCACAUACCCUGGUCCCAUCACCGCCAGUGAAGUCAGCACGGGGAUGGUGAUGCCCUACCUCGUCAAAGCCUUGUUGGGUGAAGCCGGCAUGGUCGCCUUCUUUGUCCUGCUGUUCAUGGCGUUGACCAGCACCGUCUCCUCGUCCAUGAUCGCCGUCAGCAGCAUCAUCUCCUUUGACAUGUAUAAAACAUACAUUAACCCCACCGCGGGCGAUCGAAGAUUGCUGCAUGUCAGCCACCUGGCUGUCGUCUUCCACACCAUUUUUAUCACCGGCAUCUCCAUCGCCCUCAACUACGGGGGCGCCAACAUGACCUGGAUCGGCUAUUUCCGCCCAAUCCUUUCGUGUCCUGGAAUCAUCCCGCUGGGGUUAACGCUGUUCUGGUCGGGUCAGACCCGGCUGGCCGCCAUUCUGUCGCCCGUUCUGGGCUUCUUCACCGGCCUGGCCAUCUGGCUCGCCACCGCUCAGUUCUUGUAUGGGGCUGUGAACAUGACCACCACCGGCGAGGGCCUCCCAGCCUUGUACGGCGCCAUCGGCUCCUUCUUCUCCCCUGCUCUGUAUUCCGUACUCAUCUCCCUCUACCACCCCUCCACAUUCGACUGGCGGGAGUUCCUGCGCAUCGAGCUCGUCGCCGACCCGGAGCCACGGCCCACUGAAGACAUCCCCCCCGAACACCCCCCCGAACACCCCCCUAGCGAGAAAACCCCCAAAUCCCCCGACACGCAACUCGUCUCCCGCUCUGCAACCCCGGACUCCUCCCGUCUCAGUCUCGAUGAGGUCAUCCACCCAUUCUCCCCAGAGACGUUGCGAGACUUGUACCGCUGGUCGCGCAUCGCGUGGGCGACGUUCGUCGCGCUCGUGCUGAUCACCUUUGUGCUCUGGCCCAUGCCGCUGUAUCGGGAUUAUGUGUUCAGUCGGUCGUUCUUUGCCGGGUGGACGACGGUGGCCAUUGUUUGGCAGUUCUGCGCAUUUUUGGCGGUGGUGGUGUAUCCCUUGUAUGAUGGGCGGAGGGAGAUUGUAAAGGGCGUCCGGGGGGUGUGGGCUUCGGGGAGGGCAACGUGGGGGAGGUAUUGGAGGUAG
Molecule: messenger RNA, 2067 nt
Organism: Aspergillus saccharolyticus JOP 1030-1
Lineage: Eukaryota; Fungi; Ascomycota; Eurotiomycetes; Eurotiales; Aspergillaceae
Product: sodium:solute symporter family protein
Exons: 4
Coding region: 19-2067 (682 amino acids)
Biological process (GO): urea transmembrane transport
Cellular component (GO): plasma membrane
Molecular function (GO): urea transmembrane transporter activity
Source: RefSeq, a predicted model, not a curated record